AUGGCGCAAUUACCACCACCCAGCUCGGGCGGAAUGCCCUCGUCUUUCGACGACGACAACGAACUUCGCAAUGAAAAGGCACUCCACAAAGUCUUUCGCAAGAUCAAGGAAGAGCCUCUCGUGCCGCUCGGCAUCGGCCUGACCGUUUUCGCCUUCAUCAACGCAUACCGCGCCCUCCGCCGGGGCGACUCCAAGCAGGCCAACAAGAUGUUCCGCGCCCGCGUCGCCGCGCAGGGCUUCACCGUCAUCGCCAUGGUCGCCGGCAGCAUGUACUACAACCAGGACCGCCAGAAGAGCAAGGAGCUGCGCCGCGUCAAGGAGGAGACGGACGCCGAGGAGAAGCGCCAGAAGUGGAUCCGCGAGCUCGAGGCCCGCGACGAGGAGGACAAGGCCAUGCGCGCCAUGCUCGAGGAGAAGGCGCUAGCCAAGGCCGGGCGCGCGCCGGCCGUCGACGGCGGACAGACGGACGAGAAGGAGGCGCAAGCGGCCGGCACCGGCGGCAUCCUAGGUCGCAUGGGCCUCUGGGGACCGGCCGAGACCAAGGCAGCCGAGGAGCAGGUGGCCGCUGCCGCGGCGGUCGAGUCGACUGAGAAGAGGAGGGAGAACCCCAGGAGCUCCUUGGACGCCUUGGGAGAGGUGUACGGUUCAAAGAAGAAGGAAGAUGGCGAAUCGAAGAAAUAA
This is a messenger RNA of Cordyceps fumosorosea ARSEF 2679, 681 nucleotides long. Its product is annotated as mitochondrial hypoxia responsive protein. Lineage: Eukaryota; Fungi; Ascomycota; Sordariomycetes; Hypocreales; Cordycipitaceae. Bases 1 to 681 code for a protein of 226 amino acids. Gene Ontology annotation, cellular component: mitochondrion. The record is from RefSeq and is a predicted model, not a curated record. Gene Ontology annotation, biological process: mitochondrial respirasome assembly. The transcript is spliced from 3 exons.